Messenger RNA from Amoebophrya sp. A120, 4230 nucleotides. NCBI's taxonomy places the organism in Eukaryota, Dinophyceae, Syndiniales, Amoebophryaceae. The record is from the annotation of a GenBank genome assembly.
UUGGAGAAUUCGUCGCCCAGUUCUCUGCAUUGCGCUUGCAGCUCCGGGAUUUCCGGGCGUUCCACGCGCUGGUAUGCGAGCACUGGCGCAAACCGCUGCUGCGAGACUUCGAGAUUCGGCUUCGCUGUUUCGAGAACUGCUUCAAGGACGCUUACAGCUGGGUGGACCAGCGGAUGGGCCUGGAACUAAAUCGGGACGCCGACAGGCUGCAACCGAAGACCGCAUUGGCAGGGGAUGCUGCUGGUGGUCCGAAAGGAUCUGAUGCAUCAUCAGACGCCUGUGGUGAAGAAAUAUCACUGCCAGCGACUGACGAUGAAAGUUGCACUGCGGAAUUGCACCCCUACCAUCUGGCCGAAGUCGUCGCGCACGAGGGUAAUGAGUCGCGGCCUACUAAUGGCUCGUCGCUGGGCGAUGCAACGGCGAUCACGGACUACCUCGCAAAGGACUUAGAACCGCGCACGUGGUUCUAUGAUUUGGAGGCCAUUUCGGAGAGCUUGCAGGCGAUGAAGCAGUAUCUCCCGCCGGGCGACGUCGUUGAUCGCGGCCUAGCACCGGUGGAGCAGAAGAAGACGCAACUUGUCACGCCUGACACGGUCGAUCAGACGGUCGAUCAGGAUGAGGAUGAAAUGGAACUACAUGGCGAUGUAGAACUUCACGAUUCAUCUCGCGACAGCAUCAGCGCGGACGGGGAGAACUCCUCCCGGUACUCCAUCGAUUCGGCAGGGGGCCACGAAGAUCAUCAUUCCGGCAGCUCCAACCUCGUCGGCGGGGAAAAGGUGUUUGGAGAGCAGUACGCUCCUGGGCACCACCGUUCCCAGGAAGAGCGGACACUGUCGGCAAACGGAGAGACAAAGUCGACGUGUUGCAAGAACAAGAGUGACCUUCAAAAAGACGAAAACAAACAGAAAGACGCUCGUGAUUCAGAGGCGAGCUGCCGAGCUGGUCGGGGCGACGAAGGUCAGGGCGCCUUCAUACUCUUUGAGGCGCCCUUUCUUUGCGGGGGUCCUGGUUUUGUUGAUGAUGGGCUGCCGAGAGAAGGGGAUCACGACCCAAGAAAUCGGCCACGGCAAAGAUACGGCAUCAGUGCAAUUACCAAGACGCGUUUUCGUCGCAAAUCCGCCCCGGGUGGGAAAGUUUUCUUUGGCAAGCCGAAUGGGUGCGAUUUCCUUCCACAGGAACUGCACCCUCCAUUCGGGCGAUACUGGGACGUUUCUAGUUAUGGGAGUGUCAGGAUCGAAAUCGUCAGAGUUGAAAUGAUUUGUGAUGCAUAAAACGGAUACCAGUUGGUGCCUAGUUUUCAAGUGGCGCAUGACAAAUUUGGGUAGAGCUGACGAAAUCCAGUUUGUAGUGCUGUUUGGGUAAGGAGAACGCCUUUUGUCAUGCUACUUUAGCAGCUCAAUUUCUAGCCCCUAGCAGGCUUAAAGUCUGCAUCUCUUGCCUCUUCUGCAAUAGAGGCAACCUUUGCGUUGCAUUUUAUGCAUCGCAAACUAUUUCAACUUUGACGAUUUCGAUCCUGGCGCUUUCAUACUAGUUAUGAGCCGGGCGCUUCCAGUUCUUGCGAGGGUGCCAGCAAUAAGUACUGUGAGGGGCAUGACGAGAAGCCGACGACGUGUACCCCGGCGUCGGCGAAGAACAAAAGGUCUGUCGAGGAUGUUGACAGAAAUUUGUCCGGGAGCGAAACUUCUGGAAUUUUCGCGUCAAGCGCCGGCUUAACAAGCACUGCGGCCCUUGCGGAGAGCGCCGCUGACAACCUUGACGUGCCCGAGGCAUAUAGAGCGCCGUAUCAGUUCUGGUCGAUACUUUGUUUGUUUGUGUUUCGCUGGGCAGUAAGCAAAGAAAGACGAUGAACGUGAGUUCAAUGAUGUGCUGCUGUGAGUCCUUGAAAAAAAACGGGAAAACGUCAUACAGGUUGGAAGAUACAACAGCGCUUCAUCCUUGCCAGUUUCGGCAGCGCCAGCGACCCCGAUGUGAGGAGGGUGAAUUCAGCGGCACGGUGGAAGACGAUGGGCUACAGAAGGGCAUCGGCAGCAGCGACGCAUGCCAUUUUCACAGGAGGGACGAAGCAGAGACGGCGUCGCCAGAACGGUAUCUGUCUACUUUUCCUCUUUCGAGGGCAUUCUCAGUGUCUCUGGUUCACACCGUCGAGGACCUGGUGUAUCGAGACCAAUGUGAUUGAAAGCGGAUAUGCCCGGGCAAUCUUUUUGACUACUUCAGAGCGAUAUUUGUUGAGUAUGAGUAUGUAUGAAGUGGAUAUCUACCAGAGCCAACUUUUGCUUUCCCUGACGCGCGCACAUUGAUACCAGGUCUCCUGGCACAGGCACCGCCACUCAGCAUUCGUCUGACGACCGAGGAAGUCGCCCCUUGUCUUUCAGCCACCUGCCUGACUAUGCCGUGGGAGCAACUGAGGCAGAGGGAGAAUCUUUGCGCCCAAAACCGCGUCCAACUCGUGGCGGUUUGUACGAAACUCUUUUCUUGGAGGAGCACGCAACACCCAGAGAGUCCGCGAAUUCAGUGCCUGAACAAGCAGCGCUUGACGCGGAGGCUUUGGCAUCAAGUCAGUACGUUCCGAAGUACUUCCGCGAGCGCAACGGGCAGCAACUACUUGGUCCGCGAAAGCCCAGUUUUGCGCACAACCAAGGAAAAAAAGUCGAGCUUGCGUCGGAGGAUUUCUUUUCCCCAGACGUCGGCUUAACGGGAUUGCCCUACUCUUCCCAGCGGCGGUGGGCGUUUCUCCGACCGCCAGUACGGGACUGGAUCAGGGCUAAUCAAUCCGUAUUGGACUCCCUGUUCGACCGCGACGCGGUGUGUCGGAAGGACUCCGAUCAGUCCUCUUGGAGUUGGAGCUGCUGCUCGGACGGGGUUGAUGAGGCAAAAGUCUGCUGGGACAGGCUUGAUGAGGAAAAAGCUGACCAGCAUGAAGAUCUUGGCGAUCAUCGUCUGGCCGUCGCAGCACCGGACGAGAAGGUGCCGCGCGCGUCCUCCUGCGCCCGGGAUAAUGAGAACGAAAGCCCGGACUGGGCGAUGCUGAAGACCUUUCCCCAGUACCUGGCCUGGGCGUUGGAGAUGCGGAGACACUUUCUGAUGCCGGUUCUGCGGAAUGAAGAAGACCACAAGGGGUUCGAGACGUGGCUGUUGGAAAGGAAGCGCAGUGGUCUAAUUGGUCGCGCACCGGACGAGGAAAACGAAAAUACAAAGCCCCUGCAGCGUUUUCGCCCAGGAGAAACCUUCUUGUCGCUUGCCACCAUGGACAUGACGGCGGAGGAAAGGCACUGGCACACAUUACGGCAUCAGCUUUGCCUGGAGCAGUACUUUAUGGACCGGGUUUUUCACAAACUCUUCUUCGACCAGGACAGUUUUGAACUUGAAGAAAAAGAUCAACCUCUGCAUUCAGAACCGCACCUGCGGGGAACCGAGAGAAUCACGGCCGAUUUUCUGGCCAGAACGCUGACCGGUCUGUCGCGCUUUCACAAGCUUUUCCCCGGCGAGAUGUUGCAGGCGUGCCCGUGGCUGUUCACGCGGCUGCGAGCGUUCGUGUGGCAGAACAUGUUUGCUAGUGAAGAAGUUGUGGAGGUAGACGUCGGAGAGAAGCAACAAGAGAAUUUUCUGGUCCCGGUUACUUUGUUCGAAAGUCGGGCCUUGGAAGGACAGGACCUAAAGAUGAGAGCCAGGGACGAGUUGGAUAAGUGGAAUGGAGCCUAUCCGCUUGCUCAUGCCGACUUUGUAAUAUUGGCGGAACUGUUUGGGGCACAGCGCGAGGUCGCGUUGGUGGAGUCCGUGGAGAACCAGGUGGAGGGGAUCAAGAGACUAGUGGUCGAUGUAUCAAAAGGAAAAAUCCCCCCUCCCCACAGCGAGAAUGAAACUUCUGAUGCUGGGAGAAGCUUGUUCUGUGGCUUCCUUUUUGAUAUGGGGAGGGGGGAUUUUUCCUUACGAUAUGAUGGCGAACGGAGCUACGCGACAAGUAGCGGACGAGAGGGCGAUGUUGAGACCAACCUCCGCGAAGCCCUAAGUGCUACAACGUAGUCGGAUUUUCAUACUCUCUAGCAUGUUGUAGCCACUAGUACUUGAUGUCGGCGCGCUGGCCAUGCUCAGUGGGUCUGCGCAGAAAGUCAUUUUUUUCUUUACUUUGCACUUGCGAAGAUCUGCUUACAUGCGACACGUCAUCCUCAAACAAAGCCAGCGACAUAGUGAUGUUGGUCAUCUUGUUCUUCAAAUUUUGUUCUUUCAAUUGAU